AUGCCUGCCGGCGCUCAAGACAGCGCAAAGCGCAAAAGGGCUUCCACAGGAGACAAGGCCAACAAAGUCGCCAAGCGGCGCCGCUCAUCAAACGAUGACGCCCAAGACCCCAACGCAAAGAUUCUCCUCAUGGAACAGGGCAUCCUGGAGUCCAAGAAGAACUACAACGACAUCGCCACUCUUCAAACCAUCGCCAGCCGCUACGAGGACGGAGAGGAAGAGUCAAUGCUUGCCGCAGUAGCCCUGUGUCGAAUUUUCCUGCGGCUACUGGUCCAGGGCUCCCUCAUCGCAAAGAAGGGCAUGUCAGAAAAGGACACCGUCGUCGUUGGCUGGCUAAAGGACCAGUUUGCUCAGUACAAGACGCUGCUGCAAGAGAUGUUGGCGGAUGAAGACCUUGCUGCGACGGCACUGACGCUCUGCAUGAGGCUUCUCAAGGCAGAAGGAGAGCAUCUCUACGAUAAGGAGGAAUACACCUUCCCGUAUGCCUUCCUUGAGAACAUUGUCCAAGUCCUCAUCAUGUCAGGCAGUGAUGAUGUGAGAAAGGCGUUUCUCGAGUCCUAUGUCGAACAGUACGAUGAUAUCCGAUACUACACUUUCCGAGCAGUAAAGGCCAUCCUGGACCGGUUGGACAAGGAUGAUAUUCCGGACAAUCUCUUCGACUCAGUGUUUGCUCUGCUAUCAGCUCUAGACGGCGUGCCCCAAUCCGCCGAGGAGCUUGAAGACUUUUACAUCCCGCGGCCCAAGAAGAAGUCCCACAACCUGAGGACAGUCACCCAGCACAAGCGACAAGGCCAGGACGCCUGGCUGGCCAUUCUGAGCAUUGUCCGGACCAAAGAGGAGCGCAAACGCAUUCUCAACGUCAUUUCCACAAACAUUGCUCCGUGGUUCACGAAGCCAGAGCUCUUGUCCGACUUCCUCACGAGCUGCUACAACACAGGCGGCUCCAUGUCCCUGUUGGCGCUGUCCGGCGUCUUCUAUCUCAUCCAGCAGCGGAAUCUCGACUACCCAUCAUUCUACCCCAAGCUCUACUCUCUCCUCGACAAGGACAUCCUGCACUCCAAGCACCGCUCGCGCUUCUUCCGCCUUCUGGACACCUUUCUCGGCUCAACGCAUCUUCCCGCCGCUCUCGUUGCCAGCUUUAUCAAGAGGCUUUCACGCCUCGCGCUCAACGCUCCGCCGAGCGCCAUCGCGACCGUCAUUCCCUGGAUCUACAACCUCCUGAGGCGCCACCCGACAUGCACCUUUAUGAUCCACAGGCCGGCUCAAGACCCGGAGCUGAAGAAGCACAUCCAGAACAAUGGCUUCGAAGAUGCGUUCAACCCCACAGAGCCGAAUCCUAUGAAGACUGGCGCAAUCGACAGCUGCUUGUGGGAGGUGGUCCAGCUGCAGUCGCACUACCACCCCAACAUUGCCACGAUUGCCAAGAUUAUCUCUGAGCAGUUUACCAAGCAGUCGUACAACAUGGAAGACUUUUUGGACCAUUCGUAUGCUAGUUUGCUGGACGCAGAGAUGGCCAAGGACAUCAAGAAGGCCCCGGUCGUGGAGUUUCAGAUCCCGAAGCGCAUCUUUUUGCCCCAGGAUGAACCCGCCACCAACCCAGACAGUCUCUUGGUGAAGCUGUGGGACUUUGGGGAACCGGCAAAGGGUGUUGCGGCUGCAUGA
This is a messenger RNA of Trichoderma reesei QM6a, 1662 nucleotides long. RefSeq lists its product as uncharacterized. Gene Ontology annotation, biological process: ribosome biogenesis. The transcript has 3 exons. Bases 1 to 1662 code for a protein of 553 amino acids. Gene Ontology annotation, cellular component: nucleolus; small-subunit processome; Noc4p-Nop14p complex. The record is from RefSeq and is a predicted model, not a curated record. NCBI's taxonomy places the organism in Eukaryota, Fungi, Ascomycota, Sordariomycetes, Hypocreales, Hypocreaceae.